Bursaphelenchus okinawaensis is the source of this 2083-nucleotide messenger RNA. Lineage: Eukaryota; Metazoa; Nematoda; Chromadorea; Rhabditida; Aphelenchoididae. The record is from the annotation of a GenBank genome assembly.
AUGCCCCAUUCGAAACUACAGCUUCGAGUACUCACUACCUACAAGAACAUCCUUCGUCAACUUCAGAAGCGCACCGAAUCUGAGGCUUCAUUGCGAACAGCUCGUGAAGCUUUCAAACAAAACGCCAAAGCAAUUGAAAAGUCGAAUUUUGUGUUAGUGGAGCACAACUUGAGGCUAGCCGAACGUCGGUUAGAGAGUUUGAAAAAGGGUGGAAUCGAAAAGAUAUCUACUUUUACAGUGAAACGACCAAGUUGAUCGAAUUCGGCGAGUUUUUUAGUGUUUUGGCGUGUACUUGUGUUAAUGUUUUUUGCCGUUCGUUGUUUUGACCUUGUAUAUUUGAACGUGUAUUUUUAGCUUAUGUACUGUUAGAACGUAUGAUAAGUUAAAGUGUUCUAAACUUUAUUCUAUUUUAGCAAUGAGCGUAGACAAACUCGGUGGAGCUUUUUCGUUUAAGAACGAGACUCAAUCGUCCGUUGAACUUCGACUUUACUUCAAAGAGAAAGGCCUAAAGAUUGACCCGAAUGGAUCACAGAACCUAUUUGAAAAUGUUAAGGAACUUCUGGGAUUUGCACCUCAAAUCGCAGCAUCUGUGGACUCUAAAGAGUUGGAAUGUGUGUUGAAUGCUAUUUUCAACUUGAGCGUAGCUUUUGAGCCUGCAAAGACUGAAGAAUUUAUUGGAGAUUUAAUCAAAACUUUGAAUGGCAAAGAGUUCUCUGGAAUUGGAUGGAAUUCACAGGUAUGUCUUUAGUUUUUUUGUUUUGUUUUUAGGUUUUUGCGUCUAAAGGAUGGUUAAUAUCUAUUGUUUUAAAAAACGUCUGAAACUUGUGGUUUUUUUUAAUUUUAUGAAGUUCAUACCUAAAAAAGACUAUUUUAUUAAUAAUAGUCUUUAAAUUUGAACAACUCACUUUUUAUUUGAAUUUUGUUACCUAAAAACUCAAAUGCUUGCUCUUCUUACUCAAUCUUUUUUUCAGGCUGGUGUAGCUGUUAGAAUUCUUUCAAACGUCUUCCACAUGUACACGGACAGGCCGAAGCUUCAGUUGAGCGUCUUCAAGGCUCUUGUAAAGAUUGCUGGCCAAGCUAGAAUAACCAAGUUCACUGACACAUCUAUCGAUCAAGUGGAAAACUACGUUAAAGCUUUGGGAUUGGAUGUUGAAGGCAAAAGGGAUCUGUUGAGAGUAUUGCACAAGGCAUUGUUGGCUGAUGCUCGUCAUGAUGCUGCAGCUGAGGUAAGGAUUUUAAUCUUUGUUUUUAUUUUAGGUAUGAAAAUUAGAUGGUCUUCGUUAAUUUGUAAACAAUAUUUUAAAUUUUAGGUAAUGUGCACUCUUCUUCGUACCUACAGUGAAGUAGACGCCAACUCAGCCAAAGACGAUGCUGAAGAAUGUGUCCGAACAGCGAUUAUCGACCCAAAAUCCUUCACUUUAGACCAUCUUCUUCGCCUAUCUGCUGUUCAAUAUCUCAAGACGGUUGAUCCGAAAAUGUAUGAAAUCUUACAACUUUUCUCUACCGGAACAUGGUCUCAGUAUAAACAAUUUGUUCAAUCCAAUCCAGAUUUUGUCAAAUCGCAUUUGAAAGCAGAUGAGAAGGUAUUGGAGAAGAAGAUUAAGACCUUGUCAUUGAUCUCGUUGGCUGAGAAAAACAUGACGCUAAAGCUGGAUCAGUUGAGGCAAGACUUGGAGAUUGACGAUGAAGAAGAGCUGGAAGAGUUUUUGAUCGAUGCUAUCCAAAUCAAGGCUGUUAAUGCGAGUUUAAAUUUGAAAUUUGUGAUUUUUUGAUACAUCGGAUGAUUUUAUAAGUUCUUGAAUGGAAUAUUAGGUAUUAAUGAUUUUUUUAAUUUUUAAACGUAUAACAUAAAAUAUAUAAGGUUUUGGUAUACUUAUAGUGUUUUACAAUAAUAUAUUCAAAUUUUCAGGGCAAAAUCAAUGAAAAAGCGAACGAAUUCGUCGUGACCACCUACCAAAACCGCACCUUUGACCGACCUCAAUGGGAAAUUCUCCAGAAACGUAUCAGUACUCUCCUAAAGAACGUCAAGAAAGCCAAUGAAAACCUGCAUUCUUUGUCUGAGAUUGAAGUCGUGGAAAACUAA